CCUCACUUUUCAAAAUCGGACACUCCCAACUUCCAAAAUUUCUAUCAAACAGAUUUACACAGUUAAUCCCUCAAUUAGCUUCGCAACAAACAUUAAUGGCGGAUCAAUACAACCACCACGAGAUCAACAAGAGCGAUGACCCGUCUACCGAUCGCGGGCUGUUCGAUUUCGUGGGGAAGAAAGAGGAGGAGGCGGUCGCCGGCGAAUUUGAUGAGAAAGUUAAGGUUUCAGAGGAAGAUUCAAAGAAGCAUCAAACCCUGGGAGAGAAGCUUCAGCGAUCAAACAGCUCCUCCAGUAGCUCUUCUGAAGAGGAAGAGAUAGGAGAAGAUGGAGAAAAGAAGAAGAAAAGGAAGGAUAAAAAGAAGUGUGAUGGCAACAAACCAACUCAAGAGGGUGAAGAGAAGAAAGGGUUGCUAGAUAAGAUCAAGGAGAAGCUUCCCGGCGGCAAGAAGGCGGAGGAGGUGGCUACACCGCCGCCGACUCCGGCGGCAGCAGCCGAGUGCGCUGCCACUCCGGUGGCUGAGGAGAAGGAGAAGAAAGGGUUCUUGGAUAAGAUCAAGGACAAAAUCCCUGGCUACUCAAAGACUGAUGAAGAGAAGGAGAAGGAAGCUGUUUGCAAUUAAAUAAUUAAGAAAAUAAAUAUUAGUGUUUUGAAUCGUGAUUGUGAUUAUUAUUGUGGUGUUGUUUGGUUUGUUAAUAGUUGUUAUGAAAACUACGUGUUUAUUUAAA
This is a messenger RNA of Salvia splendens (bonfire salvia), 729 nucleotides long. Its product is annotated as dehydrin ERD14. Lineage: Eukaryota; Viridiplantae; Streptophyta; Magnoliopsida; Lamiales; Lamiaceae. Gene Ontology annotation, cellular component: membrane; cytosol. The record is from RefSeq and is a predicted model, not a curated record. Gene Ontology annotation, biological process: response to abscisic acid; cold acclimation; response to water deprivation. The transcript is spliced from 2 exons. Bases 96 to 623 code for a protein of 175 amino acids.